This is a messenger RNA of Cyprinus carpio (common carp), 1078 nucleotides long. Its product is annotated as protocadherin gamma-A6-like. The record is from RefSeq and is a predicted model, not a curated record. The transcript has a single exon. Gene Ontology annotation, cellular component: plasma membrane. The annotation marks the transcript as partial. Gene Ontology annotation, biological process: homophilic cell-cell adhesion. Gene Ontology annotation, molecular function: calcium ion binding. NCBI's taxonomy places the organism in Eukaryota, Metazoa, Chordata, Actinopteri, Cypriniformes, Cyprinidae.
AUAUUCACAGUCAGAGCCAGAGACGCAGAUUUUAACCAGAAUGCCCGUGUAUCUUACAUACUGGAGGACUCGUCGGUAAACGGAGUGCCCGUUUCCUCAUUAGUGUCCGUUAGUGCUGAUAGUGGAGUCAUACAUGCAGUGCGAUCUUUCGAUUACGAGCAGAUCAAAGAUUUGCAGUUCCGCGUAAAAGCGCAGGACGGAGGCUCCCCUCCUCUCAGCAGCAAUGUGAGCGUGAAAAUAACGAUUCAGGACCAGAAUGACAACGCGCCUCAGGUUCUGUAUCCGGUCCAGUCAGGCGCUUCUGUGGUGGCUGAAAUAGUGCCUCGUUCGGCAGAUGUGGGUUAUCUGGUGACUAAAGUGGUGGCUGUUGAUGUGGACUCUGGACAGAAUGCCUGGCUCUCAUAUAAACUGCAGAAAGCCACAGACAGGGCGCUGUUUGAAGUGGGCUCACAGAAUGGAGAAAUAAGAACUGUACGCCAAGUGACAGAUAAAGAUGCUGUGAAACAAAGACUCACUGUUGUAGUGGAGGACAACGGGCGGCCCUCUCGAUCAGCUACAGUCAAUGUUAACGUGGCGGUGGCGGACAGUUUUCCUGAAGUGCUCUCGGAGUUCACUGAUUUUCCGCACGACAAGGAAUACAACGACAAUCUGACUUUCUAUCUGGUCUUGGCCUUGGCUGUAGUUUCGUUUCUCUUUAUCGUGUCUAUCAUUGCCAUACUGUCAGUCAAAUGCUACAGAUGGAGACGCGAGCAGAUGUUUUACAAAUCUGGAGCAAAUCUUCCAGUUAUUCCGUAUUAUCCGCCUCUUUACGCAGAUGUAGGGGGCACAGGAACUUUACAGCACGUGUAUAAUUAUGAGGUUUGCAGAACCACUGACUCCAGAAAGACUGAUCUGAAAUACGAAAGACCUUGCAGUGAGAGCAUCAUUAGUCUGGACAGCAGCGGGACACAGACACUCACGCAUGCGCAAAAGCAGAGGCUGAACUUUGACGAUUGUGACGAUCAGGUGAGAAAUAUUUUUUUUUUUAUCCUGACUUUCACUUGUCUUUGUCAUGAAGUGAGAAAUUAUAUUUAGCGUU